CUGCCCAGUUCUUUGGUCCCAUUCCCCGCAUUUGGUCGCCAAGAGCAGAGGGACCGAGCUCGGGGCAAGAGCAUCUGCGCGGAACGGCGGCAUCCCCCGUUCCGAUCUGCCCGCUGCAGGACUGAAGGCUCCCGGGGCGAAAGGACUGGCCGGAGGCUGCGAGAAGCGGGACCUCGAAGGGACGGGCGGGGAAGGAAGCGGCACUGUCCCUUCUCGGCGCUCCGCUUUGGGAGCCGCUUCUGGGCUCCGUUAGAAGCCGCCGCACGAGAUUGGACGGCGCGAACUGCUGGCAAGUCCAGCCGACGCCCGCUGAGCUUUGAAACCUCGACGCUGCUCGGUUGGAGCUCAAGGGCGAGCCAGGAGAAGGAGAGCCGGCAUUUCUUCUACCAAAACCGAUUUCCCUCGUUCUUCCGACGAGCCUCUGGCUGACUCAUCCUCCUUCUCCUUCCCUUCUGCAAGUCAGUUCCUGGACCCUGUUCUUGGGCUGGAGCUUCUCUCCUUCCCUCUGGUCCAGGCUGCCUCUUUUCGUCUCAGCUGUGACUUCUAGGAGAAGACACUUCCUAUACCAGAAAAACAGAUAGCAGAUCACCUGGAGGUAUCAGUCUUUGUUCUUCCCAGACGUUUGGCCUCCACUGCAAUCUAUUUGCAUCUGCAUGAUGAAGGGUCCAUUGCUUCUUUCCUUGCUGGUGGGAAUCUUGUGUCUCUGGAACCCCAGUCCUGUGGAACCCCAGUCUGUCUUGACUGACCAUGAAAUUGAGGAAUUCUUGAAAGGCUUCCUGGGGGAAGUGGAUGAGGAUUUAGAAGGGCCAGAGACAGGAAAGGUGGCUGUUGAUGAGAAGCUUCCUGAAAAUCAAGGAAACCUGGAUCCUGCAGAAAGAGAGAAAACUCCAACAGAAGUCGAAGAAGUAACACAGGAGAGAGUGACAGAGAAGCCCAAGAAAGGGAAGAAGGAGAAGCCACCUAAACCUACAAAAAAGCCAAAGGAAAAACCACCCAAAAGCUCCCCAAAGCCAAAGCCUCCCAAAAAGGAGAAGCCUCCCAAAGCCACCAAAAAGCCAAGGGAGAAGCGUCCCAAAGCCACCAAGAAACCUAAGGAGAAACGUCCCAAGGCCACCAAGAAACCAGCAGCAGGAAAAAAGGUGGAAAGGCCUUCUCCUCCAGUUCCACCAGAAGAAGAGAGGUAUCACUUUCCAGAAACACCACUGAUCUCACCCCCAACAGGAGUUGAAGAUGGCUAUGGAUUGCCAGAUUCAGCCCAUGACCUCUCCCGAGUCAAUGAAGAAGGGGGCGAAUCUCUCUAUCCUGAGAAGAUAACUGAGAAACAAGAUCCAUCCAGGUUUCACACUGAUGUCUAUGAAUCUCCAACGGAGCCACAGGAGACCCCCCCAGAUGACAAAGAUCAGGAAGAAUUUCCUGUAGAACAAGAGCCGCCAACACUGGACUACAAUGAACAGAUUGAGCGUGAGGACUACGAUGAUUAUCAAUAUGUCCGGCGUGAGAAAAAAACCAAAAAACCACCGCAAAAGAAACCUGGGAGACCCAGGCUGGAACCAGAAGAGAAACCAACAGAGAAGGUGGAGGAACCUCCCACCCGUCCUUUCGAGAGUCACUAUGAUGGAGGGUUCCAGCUGCCAGAUUAUGAAGAUGUGGAUUAUGGUCUGCCUCCCCAGGAGCCCAAAAAAUUCCCCAGCGAAACAGAUGAAGAGAAGCCUAAGAAAGGAGGAGGCAGUAGCAAGGAGGAAGAGGAGAGUGAGACAGAUGAGAGCAAAUGGACAGAGGAGAAAAACAAGGAGAAAGGGAAGCCAAAGAAAACAGGAGGGGAAAAAUGGGAAACUGAUGAAAAUGUGUGGACUCCAGAAGAGAAAAUAAAAUGCCCUCCUAUUGGAAUGGAAUCUCAUCGAAUUGAGGAUGAUCAGAUCUUGUCUUCUUCCAUGCUGCGACACGGUUUAGGAGCUCAGCGUGGACGUCUCAAUAUGCAGGCUGGAUCCAAUGAGAAUGAUUACUUCGAUGGUGCAUGGUGUGCGGAAGAUGACAGUAGCAUACAGUGGAUCCAGGUGGAUACAAGACGAAUUACCAAGUUCACGGGAGUCAUCACCCAAGGCCGGGAUUCUCUGCUCCAUGAGGACUUUGUCACCACUUUCUACGUUGGCUUUAGCAACGAUAGCCAGAACUGGCUCAUGUACAGUAAUGGUUAUGAAGAAAUGCUUUUUUAUGGAAAUGUUGACAAAGACACUCCUGUGAUGACCGAAUUCCCAGAACCGAAGGUGGCUCGUUAUAUUCGGCUCUAUCCAUUGACAUGGAAUGGUAGCCUCUGUAUGAGAUUGGAAGUGCUGGGCUGUCCCCUCUCCAGCAUCCACAGCUAUUACAGUUUGCAAAAUGAAGUGAUGACAUCAGUGGACCAACUGGACUUUCGCCAUCACAACUACAAGGAUAUGAGACAGCUUAUGAAGGUAGUGAAUGAAGAAUGUCCCACCGUCACCCGCAUCUACAAUAUUGGCAAAAGCUUUCGAGGACUUAAGAUCUACGCUAUGGAGAUAUCUGAUAAUCCAGGCGAGCAUGAACUGGGAGAGCCAGAAUUCCGCUAUACAGCUGGCAUCCAUGGCAAUGAGGUGUUGGGUCGGGAGCUGCUGCUUAUGCUGAUGCAGUUUAUAUGCAAGGAGUUCAAGGAUGGAAAUCCUCGCAUCCGGAACCUGGUGACGGAAACCCGCAUCCACCUUGUCCCGUCCCUUAAUCCUGAUGGCUAUGAGAUUGCCAGCCAAAUGGGCUCAGAAUUAGGGAAUUGGGCUCUGGGACAUUGGAAUGAAGAAGGCUUUGAUCUCUUUGAGAACUUCCCUGAUCUCAACAGCAUCCUCUGGGCUGCAGAAGAGAGAAAAUGGGUACCACACAAAGUCCCCAACCACCACAUGCCAAUUCCUGAUCACUACCUUGCAGAAGAUGCUGCAGUAGCAGUUGAGGUGAGGGCUAUCUUAGCCUGGAUGGAGAAGAUACCCUUUGUGCUUGGUGCCAACUUCCAAGGGGGCGAGAAACUCAUUACCUAUCCUUUUAACAUGGCUCGGCCCAUCAAUGAGAAUGAAGUAGGGCCUCCACCAUCCUUGGAGGACUAUGAAGAGGAAAACCCAGAAGCCAAAGAGACCCCAGACCAUGCCAUCUUCCGCUGGCUGGCAAUUUCCUAUGCAUCGGCCCAUCUCACAAUGACGGAAACGUUUCGUGGAGGUUGUCAUGAUCAAGAUGUGACCAACGGAAUGGGGAUUGUCAACGGGGCCAAGUGGAAACCACAAGCAGGCACCCUGAACGAUUUCAGCUACCUACACUCCAACUGUCUGGAGCUCUCCAUUUAUCCUGGGUGUGACAAAUUUCCCCAUGAAAGUGAACUUCCACAAGAGUGGGAAAACAACAAGGAAUCUCUGCUGACAUUCAUGGAGCAGGUACAUCGUGGUAUUAAGGGCACAGUGACAGAUCAGCAAGGCGAUCCCAUUGCAAAUGCAUCCAUUUCUGUGAUGGGAAUCAAUCAUGAUGUGCAAACAGCAAGUGGAGAUUACUGGCGCAUCCUGAAUCCUGGCGAAUACCGUGUUAUAGCCAAGGCCGAAGGAUACAAUCCGAGUGUCAAAACCUGCAGCGUCUUUUAUGACAUCGGAGCCACCCAGUGCAACUUCAUCUUGUCACGGUCCAACUGGAAACGCAUCCGAGAGAUCAUAGCCAUGAACGGCAACCACCCUCUUGGGAGGCCCAUGCUGGGACGACCCAUGACACCUAAGGAGCGCAUGCGCUGGAGGAUGAGGAUGCGCCAAAGAGCUCGCCUGCGCCAGAAGAUGCUCGAACGGCUGCAGAAAGCCAGCACAAGCAUUCCCACCACCGUUCCCCCAAGUUCUGCAUUUUCCUUCUGGUUCAGCAGCACCACGCUCCCACCGUGGAGCCAAGAGCCUCCCAUAGCAGAAUCAGCCACUUCUUGGGAUGCUGACGUCUACACUGAGACGGUGACAGAAUGGGAGACAGUAACAGAGGAAGUAACCGAGGCGGAGAUGACUGGCACUGCCUUUCCCAUGACCACAGCAGAGACGUACACAGUGAACUUUGGCGAUUAGGAUCAGCCUGUCAAGUUUGUGAGGACUGCAGGCCAGGAACGCUCUAAAGACAUUCCUAAAGCCUACUCCGCCUCUUCUGCAGCAGGUAGUGGUAUCUAUUCACUGUAGCAUGUGGAGGCAUGUUCUCCUAGUUUUAGGACCCACCAGGAGCCCCUUGCUUUAAGCAGGCUCUAAGAGCCGUCACAUUUGCAUCAUUUAUUUUUCAAACACACACACACCGAACAACUUUCUUUCUUCUUUGGCUAUAAAGGCUCAGCUUUCUUUAUAGGGUUAGAAUACUAAAUCCCUGCUAAAUGGAAAGUUGAGGUGAACACAUGGUACAUCUCAGGCUGGCUAUAGAAUAGGGACUAAGCUAAGAACAUAACCUGGCUGAAUCUUUAAAAUUCUGGUAGGUUAAUCUUUUUUUUUUUUACUCCAUUCUACUUUAUAAUGUUCUUUACAGCAUGGGUCCCCAACCCCUGGUCCAUGGGACAGGCACUGGUCUGCAGCAUGCCAGCAACUGGGCAGUGCAAAGCAGCGAAGCCCCAUCCAUGGGAUGCAGGCAGCAUGCAAAACCACAUCCCCACCGGUCCAUGGAAAAAUCUUUCUCCAUGGUGCUCCAUUUCAGUCUAUGGGGGCUGCUGCUUUAUAGUACAGUGUUAAGAUUCUUGCAAUGGGGAAAAGAGAAGCAGACUAGGCCUUUAUCUAGAGGGACACAGCUAUUGCUUCCCUGUGUAAAUCCACUGAAAUAAUGGAGCCCAUCAAGCACUGACAAAUAUUUGGGGCACAACCCAACAGUUUUAUCAGUGUCCCCAUGACUGUUAAUUUGCAGUUUUAAUACUUUUACAAAAGGGAUCUGCUACAUGAAAAAUUCAGAUUUCUUUCCACUUCUAUUUAAGAAGUGAAAUAAUUCUUAAAGCAUAGAGUAAGAGUCAUAACUAGAACCAGAGCAAAAAUUGUUGAAAAUUGAUUUGAAAAAAAAAAAAAGAUCUAUUUUUGACUUCUCAAAAUGCCAACCAGCUUAAGUUUCCAAGGCAUAAAUGGCUUUCUUUCAGUUUUGUUCACUUGAUCCGGCUUGAAUUCCCACAGGAUUCUGGGUAUUUUCCAAAGUGAGGAGCUGGUACAGCCUAAUUGCUUCCCAGGUACAAAAUCAGUAUCACUUUGUUGUGGUCCUCCCAACAUCAAGGAAAGCUGUUGCCUUGAUUGCAACAGUCAAGAAGGAAGAUUGAGAUUUGCUAAAUCCAUGGAUGACUUUGAAGCAGCUGCUGCCCAGGAGGCAGUCCAGGGUCACCUUGAGCCUUUUCGGUUUUCCAACAGUUGUAUUCAUUGAAUAAAAUGAAUUAUACAAGAAA
Ahaetulla prasina is the source of this 5413-nucleotide messenger RNA. RefSeq names its product AE binding protein 1 (gene AEBP1). NCBI's taxonomy places the organism in Eukaryota, Metazoa, Chordata, Lepidosauria, Squamata, Colubridae. The transcript is spliced from 22 exons. Gene Ontology annotation, biological process: proteolysis; negative regulation of transcription by RNA polymerase II. Gene Ontology annotation, molecular function: zinc ion binding; RNA polymerase II transcription regulatory region sequence-specific DNA binding; metallocarboxypeptidase activity. The record is from RefSeq and is a predicted model, not a curated record. The coding region runs from base 654 to 4082 and encodes 1142 amino acids.